Molecule: messenger RNA, 1063 nt
Organism: Microplitis demolitor
Lineage: Eukaryota; Metazoa; Arthropoda; Insecta; Hymenoptera; Braconidae
Product: protein lethal(2)essential for life
Exons: 1
Coding region: 160-783 (207 amino acids)
Biological process (GO): response to heat; protein refolding
Molecular function (GO): protein folding chaperone
Source: RefSeq, a predicted model, not a curated record
AGCCGCGCGCAUCAGACUGCCGGCACAGUUGAAUUCAAACAAGCAAACUAUAAACUUCUCUUACCUCGCUAGUAAGCGAAACUCAUACGCGUUCUACGCAAUAACAAAAUACUUACAAGUUUAUUUGUGACAAGUGAAGAAAAAAAAAAAAAAACUAAGAUGGCAUUAGUACCAUUGUUGUUCUCAAACUGGUGGGAAGACUUGGAAGCUCCUCACCGUCUUCUGGACCAGGACUUUGGAUCAGCAUUGACAGCUGACCAAUUACUGACACCAUCUAUCCUGGAACGUUAUUUGGUACCACGUGCAUUAGAACGUCGUCGCAGUCCACUGGCAUACUACCGACCUUGGGCAGAACUUCUUCGUCGUGGCGAUACUGGAUCUUCAACCGUAAAAGCCGACAAGGACAGGUUCCAAGUCAUCCUAGAUGUCCAGCAGUUCAAGCCUGAGGAAAUAAACGUCAAGGUCGUUGACAAGUGCGUCGUCGUCGAGGCUAAACACGAGGAGAAACAGGACGAGCAUGGAUGGAUCUCCAGACAAUUUGUACGCAAGUACAUGAUUCCAGAGCAGUGCGACAUUGACCAAGUUAACUCCAGCUUGUCAUCUGAUGGAGUCUUGACCAUCACAGCUCCAAGAAAAGACGUUCCUAAAUUGGAGAAUGAACGUCAGAUCAAAAUAGAGCACACUGGUAAACCAGCUAUCCGUGAGUCCUGUGAGAAGGAAUCCUGCGCCAAAGACGUCUGCGCCAAGGAGUGCAAAAAAGACGACAAGAAAACCAAGAAAUAAAUUUUUUUGUCUAGUAUUUAUUUUUACUUCUUAAUUAUUAUUAUUAUUAUUAUUAAUUUAUAUUAUAUAUUUUUUUUUUAUUAUUAUUUUUUUUUUUUUUUUUAAAAUAAGAUUACUGACUGACUUGUACAGCGUAACUAUCAUACAUUUAAUUUCUAGUUCAUACAAAAAAAAAAAACUUUUGUACUUCGAGUCACUAAAUAUAUAAAUAAUUUGUUAAGAUUAAUGUAAAAUUUUGUUUGUUAUAAAAUAAAUAUGAAUAAAAAAAAAAAGAGAGAAA